GGGACAAGGGACAGAAAUACGUAAUUCUCUGACAGUAUUGUUUUUAUUUCAGGAACUUAGUGACUUGGCUCGUGACCCACCAGCUCAGUGUUCUGCAGGCCCUGUUGGAGAUGACAUGUUUCAUUGGCAAGCUACAAUUAUGGGUCCUAACGACAGUCCAUAUCAAGGCGGUGUUUUCUUUCUGACAAUUCAUUUCCCUACAGACUACCCUUUCAAGCCACCUAAGGUUGCAUUUACAACACGAAUUUAUCAUCCAAAUAUUAACAGUAAUGGCAGCAUUUGUCUUGACAUUCUAAGGUCACAGUGGUCUCCUGCUUUAACUAUUUCUAAAGUUCUCUUAUCCAUUUGUUCACUGUUAUGUGAUCCAAAUCCAGAUGAUCCCCUAGUGCCAGAGAUUGCACGCAUCUAUAAAACAGACAGAGACAAGUACAACAGAAUAUCUCGGGAAUGGACUCAGAAGUAUGCCAUGUGAUGCUACCUUAAGUCAGAAUAACCUGCAUUAUAGCUGGAAUAAACUUUAAAUUACUGUUCUUUUUUGAUUUUCUUAUCCGGCUGCUCCCCUAUCAGACCUCAUCUUUUUUUUUUUUUUAAUUUACCUCUAUCCAUUCAUGCACAUGCUCAUCUGAGAAGACUUUAGCUCUUCCAGCUUUGGACAAUAACUGCUUUUUAGAAUUUGUAAAGUAGUUAUACAAGAACAAUUGCCCAAGAUUCAGAAUUCUUUAAAUGGAGCAUGUGUGUUGUGGCCAAUGUCUUCACUCUAACCUGGUUAUGAGAUUGAAAUCAUUCCUCACUGCUCUAACAGUUCUUCUGAAGAUAUCACCCAAAGGGAGGGGAGAUGGAUGUUCAGUUUGCUCACAUCACAGGAAAUAGCAUUGCUGUAGCAUCAUCCAUCUUGUUUUAAAACCUUCCAGUGUUAGAGACUGAGGUUUCAUGACAUACUUGUGCUCAUAACUGGUAUGGCUGGAGAAUUGGUACAGAACUUGUAGCAUCAUCAGAACAGAACACGUGAUGUAUCUUAUGCAUGUCAAUAAAGGAAUGACCAGUUCUUGUUCUACAGAGAAUGGAGAUUGGAAGUCCAACAUCCCUUGUAUUCCAAAAUAGGGUCUCGGAACAUUUUUGUAAUUCUCAUUUAAAUUUUGUUAGGAUGCUUGGAGCUAUUAGUUAAUCUAUCUUCCACAGCAGUUUAAUAUAGCACUGAAAAAAUGAUGCAAGUUGUCAAUGGAUGAAUGAUCAACUAAUAGCUCUCCUAGUAAUUGAUUUUAUUUUCUUCAAUAAAGUUACAUAAACCAAUGAGUUAGCUGCCUGAAUUAAUCAGUAUGGGAAACAAAGUCUUUUGUAAAAGCAAAGGUGGUUUUUGUAUAUACUUGUUGGGAUUUGCCUCAUUGUUUGACAUCAAAUAAUGAUGUGAAGUUAGUAGAGUGAACCUUUUUGCCAUGUUCAGUUAUAAUACUUGGUCUGUGUUCAGGUUGACACAUUGAUCAGCCCUGGAAGAUGCAGAAUUAAUAAGCUAACCUAGUAGUGUAGACUUUAGUGAGCUACACAAGGUCUUGGAAACCAAGUUUUCAACUACAGGCUUGGAAUCCAGCUGAUAUAUGUACAGGUGUAUUGUGGAGGCUUCACCAAAUGCACCCAGCUUGCUAACUGAGAAGCAUUUAUUCGCCUUGUAUACUUGACAGCUGAAAGAUCUUUUUGUGGGAGUAAAGAGACAAAAUUGCAAAAUAAAGUACUGUUUUGAUGUGGGAA
Molecule: messenger RNA, 1743 nt
Organism: Notechis scutatus (mainland tiger snake)
Lineage: Eukaryota; Metazoa; Chordata; Lepidosauria; Squamata; Elapidae
Source: RefSeq, a predicted model, not a curated record